CUACAUUCUCCGUUACCUUCCAGACUCCAACGAUACCCGACUUCGGACUAAAAAGCCAAUCCAAUUUGAACAUCCAACACCAUGGCGAUGAUCGCAGAGAUGGUGAAAAACAAGUGGGGCACACCGCCCAAAGAGUCCACCGAAGCGUUCGCAGGACGCAACGUCCUAGUUACCGGUGCCACCUCUGGGCUAGGAUAUGCGGCAGCAGCCAAGUUCGCGAAGCUAGGAGCCUCAAAAGUCAUCAUCACAGCACGAGACGAAACCAAAGGCGAGGCGACUAAGAGCAAACUCGAAGCAGAUGUCGGCAAAGCAGGUCAAUUCGAAGUCUGGCAACUAAACAUGGACUCGUACGAUAGCAUCGUCAAGUUCUCGCAGCGGGCCGUCACCGAACUGGACCAUCUGGACGUGGCUAUUCUGAACAUUGGGAUCUUUAAUACUGCGUAUAGGCAGUCGGAGUAUGGCUGGGAGCAAGACUUACAAGUCAACACGCUUUCCACGAUAUUGCUCGGCAUCCUCCUCUUGCCAAAGUUGAAAGAAUCGCAAAAGCAAUCAGGAAAGAUACCCGUACUGCAGUUCGUCAAUUCAGGCAUGCACAAAGCUGUGGAGAUCUCUGCCGACGUUCGAAACAAGCCUGCCAUCCUACCAGAGUACAACAAGGAAGAUACUUUCAGCGGCGCCCAGAAGCAAUACGGCUACUCGAAACUCCUUCAGAGAUACGCGGCCAUACAGCUCGCAAAGAAGAUUCAUUCCAGCGAAGUCAUCAUUACGGCAGUGUGUCCCGGAGCAGUGGUUACGAACAUCGACCGCGAUGUCAAGUUCCCCGGUGUCAAGCUCGUAAGGGCGAUCGCGCAUGCUUUGGCGUUUAGGACGGCAGACCUAGGCGCCAAUAUAUACAUCACUGGGGCCUCGCAGAAUCAAGAACUACAUGGGAGCUUUUAUGCAAGCGAUAAGAUUGAGCUUGAUGCGCCGAGUAUUGUCGGAGAAGAGAACGAGAAGCUUGCGGUUAGAGUAUGGAAUGAGAUUGUAGAGGAGCUGGCAAAGCAUGUGCCAGAGGUCAAAGGGCACCUCUCGUAAUACCUGUGAACUGUCUAUACAUAGUAGCAUCACAUGUCAUCCACCGCGUGCAUAGAUGGGAAAGCGUUCAGCUCGUUUCUUCUGCUAAAUACUGCGUCCACCUACUACAUCAUGUUCCCAUUGCCGCCGCUGCUAGUUUUGCCGACUAGUUUGCCGAUCGAAGCGCCUCAAUGUCGGCUUAUCAAAGAUGAUUUGGCGAGAGAAUGCAUGGUGGAAGCGUACUUCCAUAACAUUGUAGGCUAAUUGAUGAUAACGUGCGAUACUUGAGCAUGCAGUGAGGUCGAUAGUGUCGACACGUCCAGAGCGGAGGGGGCUAACGCGCGCUUUGACCAUCAGCUCCACCAAAAAAGUUCAUUCGGCAG
Molecule: messenger RNA, 1436 nt
Organism: Alternaria rosae
Lineage: Eukaryota; Fungi; Ascomycota; Dothideomycetes; Pleosporales; Pleosporaceae
Exons: 1
Coding region: 82-1074 (330 amino acids)
Source: RefSeq, a predicted model, not a curated record